AGCCGUGCCGGGCUCAAGACAUCCCCGUUGAACCGCAUCUGCCCUGACGGUUCGCUUUGGAGGGCAUGCCGGAGGCUUGGAGCCCGAGCUCAUGGAGGUCGCUCCCAAAGCAUCAGAUGGCCGAGUGGGAAGACAAGGUCUUGGCUGACAAGGUCUUGGGCAAGCUAGGGAAGCUCCCUCCCUUGGUGCAGCCAAAGGAGUGCGAACGCCUCAAGGCCCUGAUGGCGGAGGCCGGCCGAGGGGAACGCUUCAUCGUGCAAGGGGGCGACUGUGCCGAGCGGUUUCUGGACUGUGAGGGGGAGCGUUUGGAGACGCAGCUGAAGCUCAUCCUGCAGAUGGGCAUGAUCGUAGAGCACAUCAGCGGCAAGCCGACGCUGAAGAUUUGCCGGAUUGCAGGGCAGUACGGCAAGCCCCGGUCCAAGCCCACGGAGACGGUGGAAGGCUUCGGGGAGAUCAUGAGCUUCAAGGGCGACAACAUCAAUGGCUUCGACCCCAAAAACCGAAAGUGGGACCCGGAGAGGCUGCUGCUAGGCUAUUGGCACUCCGCCGCUGCCCUCAACUUCCUGAGGGGUUACUGCACCAGCGGCGAGCACCUGCCACUGCAGACUGUCGGGGUGGCAGAUUUGAAGAGCUCAGAGCAUUACGAGAGUUACUCAGAGGAUGCCAGGGCCAUUUUUGGCAAGGCCAUUGUGCCUGAGACGGUGGAGUUCUUCACUUCCCACGAGGCCAUGCAACUGGAUUUGGAGGAAGCUCUUACGCGGCCGGUCGGCACCAAGUUCUACAACCUCAGCGCGCACUUGGUGUGGAUCGGGGACCGCACCAGGCAGCUGGACUGCGCCCACAUCGAAUAUUUUAGAGGCAUCACCAAUCCCAUUGGCGUCAAGGUAGGCCCUUCCAUGAAGAACGAUGAGUUGAAGGAGCUGGUGCAAGCCCUGAACCCCAACAAAGAAGAGGGCAGGCUGAUGCUCAUCACCCGCUAUGGCGCCGGCAAGGCGGAGGCCAUGCUCCCGGGCCACAUUCAGGCUGUGAAGGAAAGCGGCAUCCCAGUGACCUGGCAGUGCGACGCCGUGCACGGCAAUGGCAUUGUAGCCAAAAGCAACAAGCUGAAAACCCGCCUUGUCAAUGACAUCAUGACGGAGAUUUUGGAGGUGAUGGCGAUCCACAAGAAGUGUGGCUCAAUUUUGGGCGGCAUCCACCUGGAGGUCUCUGGCUGUGACGUUACGGAGGUGGUUGGAGGCUCUGCAGGGCUCACCGAGGAGAUGCUGACCAAAAACUACGAGACCUACUGCGACCCGCGGAUGAAUUACUCCCAGUCCAUCGAGGUGGCCUUCCGAGUUGCCAACGAGAUGCCCUCCGCAGAGCGUGCGGCGAAGCGGAGCAAGUGAUAGGGCUGUGGGCCAAAGAUGUUCAGAAAGGAGUCUGACUGGCAUCCGGAGACUUGGAUGGAGU
Molecule: messenger RNA, 1449 nt
Organism: Effrenium voratum
Lineage: Eukaryota; Dinophyceae; Suessiales; Symbiodiniaceae
Source: the annotation of a GenBank genome assembly